Molecule: messenger RNA, 7215 nt
Organism: Notolabrus celidotus (New Zealand spotty)
Lineage: Eukaryota; Metazoa; Chordata; Actinopteri; Labriformes; Labridae
Gene: mideasb
Product: mitotic deacetylase associated SANT domain protein b
Exons: 13
Coding region: 721-4062 (1113 amino acids)
Biological process (GO): regulation of transcription by RNA polymerase II; negative regulation of DNA-templated transcription
Cellular component (GO): transcription regulator complex; histone deacetylase complex
Molecular function (GO): transcription corepressor activity
Source: RefSeq, a predicted model, not a curated record
AGGAGGGGGAGGAGAGAGGGGGGUCACAAGACAGGCAGAGACACGGAGAGACUCGAUGUACAGCAAAAGGCCGCAUUGCCAGUGAGUUUUUGUGCAAUCCUAGUGCAAUAAUGUGCAACAGACAGCGGUGGCAUUGCGCCGGUGUUUCUGCAGAUUAGCGCUGCGUGCGUUUCCGGCCGGGAAGAACUCGUGUUUACAAGCCGACCCUCCUUUCCUCCUGACUUUAAAGCGAGAGGAGGAGGACGAGGAGGAGGGGGGUAAAGGGGAAAAAAGUACCCGUGAGUGAGGUCAGCAGCAUAGCAUGAGUCAACCUUGGGGAUGAAUGCAGUCAUCAUCUCGGAUCUGUAUCGUGCGGGCCUGCUGCUGCUGCUACUGCUGGCUGCGCGGAGCUGCGAGCGUGCGAUCCUGCGGGCUGAGCUGCUGAUCGUAGUCAGCUUUCAUGACAAACACAGGUGUCGCCCAUGAAUGAGCAAACCACGUGGACUCCUUCAGAUCUGCUCACCCCAGGCCAGCAACCUCUGAAUGGAUCACAAAGAACUUCAGAGAGGAAGAGGAGGUUAUCUUUGCAACUGCUUGCAGUGAAGUCAAUGUAUUAUCACAGCUGUAGUAUCACAGCUUCGUAUUAAUGUGGACGUCCUUUGAUUUUUGGAUUGAUAUCUUUACCGAGUGGAGCGUUCUUGGCUGGUUCGGUUGGUAUCGCUCACCUGGCUCAGCUUAUUCAUGCCCGUCAUGAGUGUACCAGCUCAGCAAAAACCCAGCGCUAAAAGAACGGGGAAACGCAUCACAUUUUUCAACGAACAAAGCGUAGCAAUGAAGGAAAGUUCUCAGCACCCCGAGGGUUCCUACUAUGUCCCAAGUGGCACUGCCUCAGAUCCCGGACAAAGUGAGGCCGCGAGUACUGUCACCUCCAAUUCAGAGGGCCCUCACAUGUACCUCAACUCUGUCAUCUUCAGUCCAGAUAAGGGAGACCAGAGCAGGGGUCAUUAUCAGCAGACUGUGCCUAUGAAGUGGGCCCAUCAGGAGCCCAGUCAGCAGCAGCCUUCUCUGUCCCAGCAGCAGAGAGUUGCCCCCUGGAACACUAUGACAAACUGGGGACAGAACAUUGCUAAUUUUAUUGGGGGAGUCAAUGUCACGGACUCAAGGACCCAGAAUGCAUUUGUCAAGACGAUGCAUGACACGUCUGGCAUGCAGCCCCCUAACAGAGCUGCAGACAAGCAGCCUCUGGGGCCAAACCCCUCUGUGGAAGCAUACAGAGAUGCUGUUAAGGCUCGAGGUCUGGACUGGGAACAGCAGCAGCAGCAGCAGCAGCAACAAUCCCAGGCCUUUCAAGAGACCUUGAAACCUGGAGCGCUUAACCCCCAGCAGCACAGCACAUUACACCCAGGAGGAAGCUCAGUGUUGCAGCCCUUCCAGUUGGCCUUUGGUCAGCCUAAGCAACACCUGCCAGCCUACUACCAGGCGUUUCAAGGCAACAGGACAACCUUACCUAACCCUCCCAUCUACUCAACGCAAGCAAAACCCCCACACCAGUUGCAGCAGCUGCAGAAGCAAGAGCAAAUACAGCGCCAGCAGCAACAACAACAACAUCACAUAAUCCAGCAGCAAAUUCAGCAGCAGCAACACCAUCAACAAUUGCAGCAGCAACAAAUCCUUCAGCAUCAACAGCAUGUCCAGCAACAGCUACAGCAGCAGCAACAAAUACAGCACGAGCAGCAACAACAAAAGAUACAGCAACAAGAGCAACAGCUCCAAAUUCAGCAGCAAAUGCAACAUCAGCAGUUGCAACAACAAAACCCUCAUGUGCUUAACUUUUACCCCAGUGCACAAAAUGCACAACCUCACCCGCAUCCACAGCCUCUGGUGGUUCACUCCCAGGAGUCCUCUGCUCCAGCUCCCCCAAAGAUCCAGGAACCGAUCAUCCAGGACAUCACCCCAGAACCCCACGUGCCCUCGGAUCCCCUGCAUCCCCCACUUCAGUCUGAACCCCUGUCCCAGUCACAACCCCAGUCCCAAACGCAGCUACGCAGAUCACGACGACUCUCAAAGGAAGGAGGGGCCCCGUCCGAGAACCCUUUUCUUUCUGUGUCAUCGGAUCAGGCCGCCCCGGGGCCACAGGGCUCCCAAAACGGGGCUCGCGACAUCCAGGCGGCACCAACAGGCGUCAUCCAGAGCACACGCAGGAAACGCAGGGUGUCCCAGGAGGUCAACCUGGAGACACUUGCUCAGAAAGCGUCAGAAAUGGAGUCCCUGCCUCCACAUAUCGUAAAGGAGCCUCACCGGCCGUGGAGUCCCGCUGAAUCAGAAACUCUGAAUGCAAAGCGACCACGAGAUGAAAGCCUCCUUCCGCUCGUCAUUCCUGUGUCUGUCCCAGUGCGAAGGCAGGAGCCCUCCUCUCCUGACACAGAUGAAGCGACCCCGGCCUCCCACUGGCCCCCCAGGCCAACGAACCCCCAGGACAUUGGCCACCACAAACCCUCAGUCAUCGUCACCCGGAGGCGCUCGCUCAGGAAUUCUUUAUCGGAAAACCCAGAGCAGAAUGGAGCUGACGGGGAGAGAGACGAGGACGGCAAGAAGUCCAAACGGCGCCCCCGGCCCGAGCCUCUGUUCAUCCCGCCACCUAAACCUGGUUUAUUCAUCGCCCCUCCCGCCUACUCCAGCAUCACACCUUACCAGAGCCACCUGCGUUCCCCUGUUCGCCUUGCCGAAAACCCUCUCAGCAUUCCUCCCUAUACGCCACCACCGAUCCUCAGCCCAGUUCGCGAGGGCUCUGGACUCUACUUCUCCACUUUCCUGUCGUCGGCUGCAGCUGCAGCCAGCGGCCAGGGCCUGCCGCCACCUGCAACACCCAAGUCUGCAACACGCAGCUUGUUGCGCUCCAACAGCUGCGACAUCACACCACCAGUUCUGACUGCUAUGAGUGAGGCCACUCCAGUCAGCAUAGAGCCACGGAUAAAUAUUGGGUCACGAUACCAGGCGGAGGUCCCAGAGCUGAGGCAGCGAUCAGCUGUUGAGCUGGAUCAUCAUCGAGCGGAGCUGGUCUGGGCUCCACUGACGGAACUGGAGGAGAAACCUGACUUCCAGGAGAAAGUGCAAAACCUCAUGCACCUGGCCUGCUCCAGCGUUUUGUGUGGAGGAGGCACCAACCAGGAGUUAGCCCACCAUUGUCUGUACGAGUGCAAAGGGGACAUAAUGGCUGCGCUCUCACUCCUGAUGCUGAGGAAUCCAGUUUUCUCAAAGUCUCACCACAUGGCCAAGUACCACUACUCAGGAUCAGACAGUUGGACAGCAGCUGAGAGACGGCAGUUCAACAAAGGCAUCACUGCAUACAAGAAGGACUUCUUCAUGGUGCAGAAACAGGUGACAACUAAGUCAGUGGCGCAGUGUGUGGAGUUCUACUACACGUACAAGAAACAUGUAAAGAUCGGCCGCAACGGGACGUUGAUGUAUGGCGAGGCCGAGCCUCUGGAGAACAGGACCACUGAGGAAGAGACAAACCACAAGCAGAGCUCUCACAGAUUGGAGCCGCAGCAGGAAGAGGACAGCAGGAAGUGGGAGGGGUCAGCUGACAGGAAACAGGAUGUCGGUCCCACCAGGGUGACACACUCGCUGCAGUCCACGGAGAAUCCUGGGACUGUCCUGAUCAUGAAAGGCCACGAGGACACAGUGAGGGACCAUCCACUGCCUCGAGUCAUCCAUGCUCCUCAUCCUCCACCUCCCAGCUCCAAAACACGCAACGAAACCAACGCGCGCAAGACCAGCCCCCCAACAGGCAACAAAGGCGCAGCAGGUCAGGAGGGAGAGUUCCCCUGCAAGAAAUGUGGCAGGAUUUUCUAUAAAGUGAAGAGCCGCAGUGCCCACAUGAAGAGCCACGCAGAGCAGGAAAAGAAGGCUGCCGCGUUGCGCCAGAAGGAGGCCGAGGAAAGAGCGGCAGCGAAAGCAGCCGCAGAGGCAGCCGCCAUCCUUGCUGCGCGGCAGCAGAACGGGACACGGCAGGUGGGCGGAGACAGCACCAAUGAUGACUCGUCAGCUGGGGAGGAUGAGGACGACGAGGACUGGCAGUAAAUGAAUGGCCACGUUCACGGACUGCAUCACGCAGCGUGGCUCAGCCUCUGAUUGGAGGAGGAACUUUAUAAAGAAAAGGAAGAAUCCCUCCUGUGAACUUUGUGUAUAUUUGUGGAACAAGAAGACUUCCGUUGCUUGGCACAUUCAGGGACAUGUUGACUCCCAUGUAUGUGAUUGUGGAUGUGUGGACUGAGUGUGUGCGAGUGCAAGUGCGUGUGUGUGUGAGAGUGUGCGAGUGCGUGUGUGUGUGUACACCAAACUCACCAACACCCCCUUUACUCUGCUUGAAAAGCUUUUCAAGAGUUACCUCUCUUGGUCACAGGGCUCUGUCAAAUCAAAGCCAUGCCGCCUCUCUCGGCACUGUUCUUCUGUCCUCACCAGGCCGCGGCCUUCCUCAGCACUUCAAGUUCCCGCCCUGCGUUCUGUCCCUGGGCUCGGUACUUGUCGUUCCCUCUUUUUAUUAUUUCUCUUCUCGUUGAGCCAAGCACGCGCAAGCUUAAGCCACAUCCCAACCAGAGAGAUUUUUGGUGAUCUGAAGACGGAAAUCUGACAGCUGGGGGAGGCACGAGCUGCUCUAAGACACACAGACAGACAGAAGGAAGAAGGAUGGAUGGAUGGAUGGCAUGUGCAAACUGUUGCCUUUGUUCUUCUGUUCCUCUGCACUCUGGGCUGCCAAAAGCUUUUUCUUCUCAGACGCAUGAUGUGCACCAAAUGGGUUCCCCCUUUUUCUCUGUGAGUUGUCGUUCUUUGGGCUUCAGUUCUGUGAAUCCCCCUUCAGCCCUCGUCACUUUUUAUAGUUCUGAGUUUGCUCCCUCACUGUUGAUGCCUUGGAUGUUUUGAUGCUUUUUAUCUUGAAAUGACAAUCAAUUUUACACUGUUGUUGUUGGGUUUUUUUUAUAAAUAUAUAUAUAUAUGCAGGUAAACGUUACUUUUUUCUGCCUGUGUAGCUAUAUAUGGUUCUUGUUCUUGUUUUGUGAAUAUUCCUGUUGAUGAUUAUUAAUAUUAUUAUUAUCAUAUUACUAUAUUCUGUUUUUGGCUGCAAUUUAUUUGAGCGCUUUUCUCUACAUGUCCUUUUUUUUAUUUAAACAAAAACAAAAUAAUGCUACUUGCUGCCUGUUUAGAACUGUGAGAUAUUUUUAGGAAGCCAGAAAUGAAGAAAAGGCAGAGACGUAUGUGCAAUAGAACAAGUUGACCCCCUGUUACCUGAGUGUUCAAGCCCUCCCUCCCUCCCUCCCUCCCUCCCUCUUUCCCUCCCUCCUCUCUGAUUCAUGCUUACAACUGGCUGCUCUGGAUGCCUUCAUGUCAACCCUGUAACUGAUAGGAGGUACUGACCCGGACUGUUGAAGCUGCAGGUCUCUAUAGAUACACACAACAGAGGGAAGGCGAAACAAACAGCACAAACUUACUCAAGACACACUCUGAAAACAUCCUUACUACCCUGACAUUUGACCUGGGGUUAGUUUUUUGUACCAUGCUCUGAAAUGAGUAAUAAACAGUUUGCUGAUACAAACACAAAGAGAACUGGAAACUAAACCAAACCUAGUAUUUUGCUGGUUUUACAAGAAGAUUCAAAAGACAAACAUUCCCUUUUAUGAACAAAAAAAAUCAACACCUAAUAUACGGAAUAUAUACACGGCCUGCCCGUACAUUAAAAGAAACUGUAUUAUCAACACUUUACAAAGACUGUAAACAUCCCACUAAAGUAUUUACUUACAGAAACUAACACACUAAUACAGGCGGAGGCAUUCUUUACUGUAAACCAAACUCAACUCUUUAACAUGAUUUUGAAUAAAGUCAAAAUAAAUCGAUUUUCUUCCAUUUCACACAGAUAUCAAAAUAUUGGACAUACACACUUCUUUCUGCUUAGAUAGUAACUUUUAUCUGAGCAGAUUCAACAUUUUUAAACAUAUCAAGUCAAACAGACGUAAAGCAGAAGCAGAAACAUCAAGUUUUUGCAGAGUACUCUCAUGCUUUGAAAAGACAUAUUUUCACCUUAAAGUUCCUGAUCUCUGAUAUCUAACGACACAGAUUGAAACCUAAAUUAUCAGAAAUUAAAUUAAAAAGUUAUUUUUAAUACAGAAGUGUCUCAAACAGUCGUUAGUGAAACAAACAUGCUGUGUUGUAACCUCGACUGUAAUGGUCUGUAGUAAAAAAAAAAGGGCUUUUGUAAAAAUGCGAUGAGAAGUCUAAACGAGUCGUAAAGUUUGACUGUUUCCUGAAUAUUGAGGUGCUUUGGAGAUCAUUGUAAACCUUUGUGUUCAGAUGCUGCUUCAGUUCAGUAUUUCUCUCCGUCUACCCCGAACGUGCAUCUACGGUUGACUUUUAUUUCCUCUGUUUACCUUGUUGCUGUUAGCAGCAGGCACUGAAUACGACUGUGGAAAAGGCAUGUUUUGAUAUGUCUAUCGCUUCAUAUCUCGAUGUUAAUCCCCUCGGCCCAGAGCCAGCUUCUGUUGCCAUAGCAACAAAUGGGUUAAAGGGUUAUUUUUCCUUUAAAGGACAAACCACAGUGCGGACGUUUGGUUGAGGGGGGUUAAAGGGAGAAACGGCUCCAGUUACCAGUUACUCCACAAAGUUAAAACCUGGGUCUAUGCACCGACUGUGUGAGUGUGAGCGUGUGUGUGUGUGGACAUGCUGUUAAAUGUGUGUGAGUGGUUUGAGGUCAAAUGUUAAACUGUACGCCAGUCAAUGAAAAAAAAAUGUUUUGCAGACUGUUCACAUGUUUGGUAUGUUAAUUUAUAUUUCCUUUUUAUUUGGGCUUGUCUUGAGGUUCUUCGGCAGGCGGGGGAAGUUAUCGACGUCAUGAAAAGUUUUUUUUGGAGCUGUUUUUAAAAAGAAGUAAGAUGGAAUCGAGGAGGCCACGACACAAACUCACAGCUGUAAACUUUCCUCAUUUCAUCCGGUUGCUUAAGGGAAUUUUAAGGGGACAAAAGGUUUAUUUAGCUAAAGAUUAGAAAAAAUAUAUGAAUGAAAUGCUACGUUUGCAUACUUUCUAUGCUAUUUUCAUAUGGGGUUCACACUAAAUGAUGAAAACAGAAAGGAAUCUCAAGUGCUUUUUACUACAGUGUAACUUAUUUGUUUCGAUUUGAUUUUUACCACCUGUGUUUUUAGUAAUGAUUUAUGAAGCACUGUAUAUUAAAGUUUUAAAAUAUCCAA